This is a messenger RNA of Amblyraja radiata (thorny skate), 2740 nucleotides long. RefSeq names its product endosome associated trafficking regulator 1 (gene entr1). Gene Ontology annotation, cellular component: early endosome; ciliary basal body; midbody. The transcript has 8 exons. Lineage: Eukaryota; Metazoa; Chordata; Chondrichthyes; Rajiformes; Rajidae. Bases 327 to 1175 code for a protein of 282 amino acids. The record is from RefSeq and is a predicted model, not a curated record. Gene Ontology annotation, biological process: positive regulation of protein localization to cilium; regulation of cytokinesis; positive regulation of cilium assembly.
CCGCCCCCACCAGAGGGAUACAGGUUCCGGGGUCAGGCGCCCCUUGACAACCGCCUAGCGACCGGGCCUGAGGCCGAGGGGGGACGAUGAGGAUGAGUUCCCGGGGAGAGCGAGGUGAAAAGGAAAAGAAUGAUGAAGAAUCAAACCCUUUUCCUUAAGGAAUUUGUCAGGUUAAAAGUCGAUCAACAACCGAAAAGGGAAGAGAUGAGAAAGCAGAUCCACCAUCAACUGAAGGGCUCCACAGGAAUUGCCUUUGAGAAGGGUCUGGCUGCACCCAAAGAAUUGAACUUGAGGCUGAAUUUCCGGAGAGCUACUUUCCCGAUCCGAUGCCCAACAGUCCUUCUUUGGAUGAAGAGGAUGAUGACUGGAGUGAAACGUACCAGCCUGCCGUUAUUGAGGCUGCUCAUGAGUUAGUUUUUUCUGACUUGCUCCGCAUUGACUCCCCCAACCCGCCAACUCUGAGCCCAGCCGAGCUACCGCAACACGACAGCGUCCAAUAUGCACUGUCUGAGUGGCAAGUGGAUGAUGAAGAGGAGGAGGAAGGAGAGCAGGGUCAUAACAAAUGGGAUGCAACCUCACAGCUCCAGCCUCCUUGCGAUGGCCAUGACUCUCCAAAAGAUAAUUUUGACUUGGUCGGGGAGGUUCUCUAUCAAAGUCAGUUGCUAAGCAAUGAGAAACUGAAAGAAGAAAAUGCCCUAUUACGAAGACAGACUAAAGAAGCAAAGCAACUGGCAAAGGACCAUGUAAGGAGGACCAAGAGAUUGGAAGAAGAUCUGGAGAAAAGGAAAAUUAUAGAGGAGAAGGAGGCACGAGCAUUGGAAGCGAUUGUUCAACAAGUCGAAGAGAAUCUGCAACUGAUGACGAAACGGGCUGUGAAAGCAGAGAACACUGUGACUAAACUGAGACAGGAACUUGUAACUCUACAGGCAGAACUGCAACAGUCCAAGUCUGAGAAUGAAAUACUUCAAUCUCAAGAUUCUGCUGCUCUGAGUUCAGCAAAAAACAGUGCUCGACUUGCCUCAGAUUAUCUUGUGAAGGCUGCACAUGAAGCAGAGACCUCAGUGAAGCAGCUCAUGUCUGGAGCAGAAACAUUACGGCUGGCAUCUGAGCUACUGAAGUCCUUUGACAGAAUUUCUGAGCUACCACCUUACUGCAUAGUGGAAGAUCCUAGCUGACGCAGUCAUCUUCCUCUAGCUCCACCCACCCUAGUCCGAACGUCACCCACCAGAUGAUUCAACACAACACUGAGAAAUUGAUUAAUUUGACUCCCCACUGCCCCAGCACAGACUGAACCUGCCACUUGCACCACUAGACUGGCCAGAUUUACAUUUGAAAUUAUCCGAAAUGCCCUCUUUCAUUUAGUGGGAUCCCAAAUUUAUAUUCUACCUUCAGCAUCACAAAAGUCAUCUUAUUGUUUGUAUGAAAGUGGAAUUAUGCCAUCAAUUAUGAAGGGAUUUAUAUCCAUCAAUAAUAUUAGUGAGUAAAUUAUGGAUUCUGGCCAUCUUCCACUCUUUGCAAAAAAAGCUGCCCUCUGUUGCUGUUUUUUUUAAUGCUGUGUUUUAAUUGGAUUGUGUGUAAUAAUUUAACAUGCGGGAAGCAGGCACUGCCCACGAAUGUGCCUCAUGCUCUCUAUUUAAUUUCCUAUAGUGCAUUAUUUCCUCCCCUGCCUUCCACAUGGCAUCACCUCGUGUAGUACACUGUAAAUGUUGAUGAUCUUGCGAUGUUACAGGGAUUGGGGGGGGGGGGGGGCUUGAGUUAUAUGGAGACACUGGACAUUUUUCACUUGAGUGCAGGGGGCUGUGGGGUGACACGAAAGGUAUUUGAAAUCAUGAGUGAUAUGGAAAAGGUGGAUGGUCAGUCUUUAUCAGAGAGUAGGGAAGUCUAAAACUAGAAAAGAUAGAUUUAAGGUAGAGGGUAAAGAUUUAAAAGGGACCUAAGUGGCAAAUUUUAUACACAAGUGGGUAUAUGGAACUAGCUGCCAGAGGUAUUUGUUGGGGCAGAUACAAUUACAAUGUUUAAAAGACAUUUGGAUAGGCACAUAGAUAGAAGAGGUUUAGAGGGAUAUGGGCCACAUGCAGGCAAAUGAGGCUAGCCAGGGUAGAUAUCGUGGUCGGCAUAGACAAAUUUGUCUGAAGGUCCUGCUUCUGUGCUUUGUGACUCUAUUGCCAUCAAUCUUCAAGCCUUUUAUCCCAGUCAUUUAGAUCAUUGCCUUAAAUUAACAGCUGCCUUGGUUACCUGUAAUCUUACAAGAAAUCUCUGUUUUGCAACCUCCAAUGGCCAGUCUUUAUCGAGCUUUACUGGGAUAGGGAAGAAUUCCAGACUUCCGGAUAUCAAAUCUGAAUGAUCCUGUUCUAAUUUUAGAAUUAUGCUCUUGGCUCUGGGCUUCCCAUUAAAGUAAAUAAUUUUCCUAUUCUUAUUAAUGCCCCUCAAUAAUUGAUCCCCAUUAGAUCGCUCGUUAAAGGGUAAUGAUGGCAGAUAUGUAGGGGAUGGGAUGACUGCUGCAGAGAAAGACCUAUGAACAAUAUCGAUUCACAUUCACACCAGUCAUUUGCCUUGCAUUAUUACAUUAGAAAAAAAUGGAUUUUGAAUUGUGUUCCUCAAUGGACUGGUUUUGAUGAGAUUAUAUAUUUAACAUUGAGAUGUUUAGUUAAGAAUUUGUACAAUACGUUGGAGAGAAGGAAGUAACUUAUAAUUCAUGUACAUAACAGGAAUAAAUUAACAAUUCAUGGGGUCAAGUUAA